Molecule: messenger RNA, 691 nt
Organism: Cataglyphis hispanica
Lineage: Eukaryota; Metazoa; Arthropoda; Insecta; Hymenoptera; Formicidae
Exons: 5
Coding region: 127-501 (124 amino acids)
Molecular function (GO): odorant binding
Source: RefSeq, a predicted model, not a curated record
UUAACGCUAUUACUACAUUACAUCGACCAGCUUGUAUAAAUACAAUUCAACUAUCGAUUCACAUCAGUUGAAGUGCUGAAGUAUAAGGAAAAACCAGAAUCAGUCAAUCUUAUAAUCCAAAGAAGGAUGAAGACUCUUAUUCUCGUGACAUGUCUGCUGGCCAUUUCUUUUGCUGCUGACCCUCAAAAAUUGAAGAAAUUAUAUAAUGAUUACACAAAUUGUCUUGAGGAAUUGAAUGAGCAGCAAUGGACACCGGAAGUGGUAAAAUGUUAUUUUCAAAAGGAUGGAUUGCUUGAUGAACAAGGUGUAUUAACAAAAGAAACACUUUUUACAAUUCUGGAUAAGAUCAUUUCUGAUGAAAAUGAUUUAAAUGAAGCAAAAGAGCUCGGUUCUACUUGUCUCGAUCAAGCAUAUCAAGGCCCAGGAAACAAUGAUGAGAAGCUUAUGGCAUAUAUACAUUGCGCAAUGCACAUAACAGAUCUACUCGAUAAGCUUCAAUAAAAGAAGAAAAUACAUUUUUUUUACAUAUUACAUAUAUGAAGUAAUAACUAUUCCGUGCAUGAUAGAUAUUAGUAAAUGAUCUGACUUUAUAACUGUACAUUUUCGAGGACCUUAUGUAAAAAUCUUCUUGUCUUAUAAAUUGUAAUUGACUCUCUUAUAUGGCUAUAUUUCAAUAAAAUAUGAUACUUAA